AUGUCUGAAAGUACCAGCUCCAAGGUUGGCCAUACUCUGGCCAAGGUGCUCAGAAUCAAUCUGGAGGAGAAGAAUUACUAUGUCGCUGAGGCGAAUAGUCCUCAUGCAUAUGUUGAUCCGGAUCCCACGACAGGUGAAUGGAUUCGAGCUCACACCCCCACACGCCGCCAGGUUGGCCGAUACUUUUACAACAUCUUCCCUUUCAUUCACUGGAUUGGUUACUACAAUCUGCAGUGGCUUAUCGGAGAUCUGGUUGCCGGUAUCACCGUCGGCGCUGUGGUUGUUCCCCAAGGCAUGGCCUAUGCCGAGCUCGCCAAUCUGAAGCCUGAGUAUGGUCUGUACUCUUCCUUCAUGGGUGUCUUAAUUUACUGGUUCUUCGCUACUUCCAAAGACAUCACGAUCGGACCUGUUGCAGUGAUGUCAACCCUGGUCGGAAAUAUUAUCAUCAAGACACAAGCGGAGCACCCGGAGCUCGAGGGGCCUGUUAUUGCAUCAGCGCUGGCAAUUAUUUGUGGUGCUAUUGUGGCCGCUCUCGGGUUCCUUCGACUCGGGUUUAUCGUCGACUUCAUCCCCCUACCUGCGAUUACCGCGUUCAUGACCGGAUCUGCCAUCAAUAUUAUCUCUGGUCAGGUUAAAACAGUCCUCGGUGAGACUGCAAGCUUUUCAACAAGAGAUGCCACCUACAAGAUGAUUAUCAACAGCUUAAGAUACCUGCCAACCACUCAGAUGGAUGCGGCGAUGGGACUCACGGCGUUGGCAAUGCUGUACAUCAUUCGCUUUUCAUGCAAUUACGCCGCCAAGAAGUAUCCUCAAAGAGCGAAGACUUUCUUUUUCAUCUCUACCCUACGCACCGCUUUUGUGAUCCUUUUCUAUACGAUGAUCAGUGCUGCCGUUAACCUACACCGUCGCGACAACCCUGCCUUCAAGAUUCUGGGAACCGUUCCUCGAGGCUUUAAGCAUGCCAAGGUACCAGAACUCAACAGUGAAAUUAUCUCUGCGUUUGCGAGUGAGCUACCCGCGGCUACUAUUGUGCUUCUGAUUGAACAUAUUGCCAUCUCUAAAUCAUUCGGUCGCGUCAACAACUACAAAAUUGAUCCGUCUCAAGAAUUUAUUGCGAUCGGUAUUUCCAACCUCCUUGGCCCUUUCCUGGGAGGAUACCCUGCUACUGGUUCAUUCUCCCGCACUGCUAUUAAAGCUAAGGCUGGUGUUCGCACACCUCUUGCUGGAGUCAUCACUGCUGUUGUCGUCCUCCUUGCAAUUUAUGCAUUGCCAGCCGUUUUCUUCUACAUCCCCAAGUCCUCUUUAGCAGGCGUCAUCAUUCACGCUGUCGGUGAUCUUAUAACGCCUCCAAGCACGACCUAUCAAUUCUGGCGAGUCUCGCCUAUUGAUGCCAUCAUCUUCCUGAUGGGUGUCAUCGUGAUCACUUUCACUACAAUUGAAAUUGGAAUCUAUUGCACGAUCUGUGUCUCCCUUGCUGUUCUGCUGUUCCGCCUCGCUAAGGCCCGUGGCCAAUUUUUGGGCCAAGUCAAUGUUCACUCCGUUGUCGGAGAUCAUGUUUUGGAAGAGCACGCUGGCCCCCAGGGAGUUGCAAUUGGUUCACGAAGCGCCUACUUGCCGACCUCGCGUGAGGAUGGUUCUAAUCCCCAUGUCAAGAUCCAACAACCAGCACCAGGCAUAUUCAUCUACCGACUAUCAGAGGGUCUCAAUUACCCCAACGCAAACCACUACACUGAUUUCCUUGUUGACCACAUCUUCCAAAACACUCGCAAGUCUGAUAUAGAUGCGGAUACCAACCCUGGUGACCGGCCAUGGAAUGAUCCUGGACCCCGAAAGGGCGAUCUCGAUCGUGAAACAUUGCUGGCCCUCCCGACCCUUCAAGCAGUCAUCCUCGAUUGCGCUUCCGUGAACAACCUCGACGUCACUUGUGUUCAGACACUCGUCGAUGUCAGGAAUCAACUUGAUAGAUACGCCGCUCCCCACCGUGUGCAGUGGCAUUUCGCACACUUGCACAACAGAUGGUCAAAACGUGCUUUGGCUGCCGCUGGAUUCGGUCAGCCCACAAGUCAACUCAUGGACCCCAACCGCAAGUGGAAGCCUAUUUUCAGCGUCGCAGAGAUGCACGGCGACCCCCGAGCUAUUCGAAACAAGCUCGACUCGCUCGAUGGUAAGGACGUCGAGAGCGGUUUGCAAAAGGAGCCUUUCGCCUUGUCAACUGAGCAGCCGAAGGAUCUGGAAUCAAAGUCUGUGGAUGAUAGUAUCAGCACUGGUACAGCAACUGACAAGGGUCAACAAAGGAAGGGUUCGACUUCGAAGGUUAUUAUCGAGAACGUGAACAGGCCUUUCUUCCAUGUUGAUUUGACCACCGCUCUUGAUAGCGCUUUGUCUUACACUGACCCUAAGGCUUUUCGUGAUUGA
This is a messenger RNA of Penicillium manginii, 2415 nucleotides long. Its product is annotated as SLC26/SulP family anion transporter. Bases 1 to 2415 code for a protein of 804 amino acids. The record is from RefSeq and is a predicted model, not a curated record. Gene Ontology annotation, biological process: transmembrane transport. The transcript is spliced from 3 exons. NCBI's taxonomy places the organism in Eukaryota, Fungi, Ascomycota, Eurotiomycetes, Eurotiales, Aspergillaceae. Gene Ontology annotation, cellular component: membrane. Gene Ontology annotation, molecular function: secondary active sulfate transmembrane transporter activity.